Messenger RNA from Thermothelomyces thermophilus ATCC 42464, 2044 nucleotides. RefSeq lists its product as uncharacterized. The transcript has a single exon. Gene Ontology annotation, molecular function: ribosome binding. Gene Ontology annotation, cellular component: mitochondrial inner membrane. Gene Ontology annotation, biological process: intracellular monoatomic cation homeostasis. The record is from RefSeq and is a predicted model, not a curated record. The coding region runs from base 223 to 1548 and encodes 441 amino acids. Lineage: Eukaryota; Fungi; Ascomycota; Sordariomycetes; Sordariales; Chaetomiaceae.
CCCCAGUUUUACACUAGUGAUGUGAUGCGCGUCACACGCUGCUGCAGUGGGCCUGACAGUUUACUAUGUAUGUACUGUAUGUACAACAGUGCUACGAAGUACAGUACGGAGCUAUUAAUUCAUUGAUGCAACGAAAGUUACUUGGCAUUUUUAUUCCACGACCCUUCGCCCUCCCGGCCAUCCCCUUCGAAUUGCCGCUGCCUCCGGACCACGGCCGACCCAAUGCGGCGCGGCGCCCUUCUCAGCAACGCAUUGCGCGCCAAUGCCUCGCCGCCGUCGAAACCGCGUGCCCCGUCGCGCGCUCUCGUUCCGACUUGCUGCUACCCCAAGGAUCUCGUCGUAGCGACCCCGCGACAGUGCCAGCGCCGACGCAACCACACCUCGACUUCGCCCGAGCAGCAUCGACGCCAACACGAUCCGGGCGCCGCAACGGUAGUAGCCGCGCAAGCAACGUCGACGACGACGGCGGCGGCGACGACGGCGACGACAACGGCGACGACAACGAUCCCCACCGCCGGCAUCACCGCCGGCAUCACCGCUGCCGCCCCGCAUCAUGACGUGCUCGCCCCCUCGGCCGCGGCCGCGAACCCUCCUCCCACCACCCGCCCGCCGCCCCUCCAUCUCCCCAGCAAACCCGACCCGGCACCCCCUCUUUUCUCCCGCCCGGGCCUCUCCUACCUCUACGCGACGGGCGUAGCCUACCUCAAGUUCUACAGGACCGCCCUCCGCCACGUCGUCUUCACCAACACCCGCCUCCUCUACCCGUCUUCCUCUUCCUCUUCCUCUUCCUCUUCCCAUUCUCCUCCGUCUCCCGCCUCGCCCGAUGAUCCGCAGAGCGCGACACCGGGCGAGGUACCCGGCGCCGAUCGCCGGCCUCCGCCUCCGUUGCCGGGCACCCGGGCGCACCUGCACCUGCGCCUGCGCUGGCGGCACGACAUCCGCCGGCUGCCGCUGUUCGCGCUGAUCCUGCUCGUGUGCGGCGAGCUGACGCCCCUCGCCGUCCUCGCCCUGCCCCGCGCCGUGCCCCUCGCCUGCCGCAUCCCGCGCCAGGUCGAGGGCCUGCUGCGGACCGCCGAGUCCCGCCGGGCCGAGGGCAGGGCCGAGGCGGCUCGCUGGAUGGUGGCGGUGGCGGAGAGCAGCAGCAGCAAGAGCGGGAGGGGAGAAGAAGAAGAAGAAGAUGCGGAAGUGCCCGUCGAGGUCAUGGCCAAGGUCCUGGGGCUGACGGUGCGGCCGUGGACGCCCGCGUUCGUGCUGCGCCCGCGCGUCCUGCGCCGGCUGCGCUUCCUGGCCGUCGACGACGCCCUGCUGAUCCGGGCCGGCGGCGCCGCCGCGCUGGUGGGGGACGAGGUCAGGCUGGCGUGCGCCGACCGCGGCAUCGACGUGCUGGGGCGCGGGGAGGCCGAGCUGAGGGAGGCGCUGGCCAGGUGGCUGCGCCUGACCGACGCGACGAGGCUGGGGGGGGAGGGGAGGGAGCGGGCGGUCCGGAGGCUGUUGUUGGUGAGGGAUAGCGAGUGGCAGGAGGCGAAAAGGGAGGAGGAUGUCGCUUGAAUCCGGUACCCAUGACGGCCGGAGUGAUGUGUGUACAUACCUUUUUUUUUCUUCUGGUGUGUGUGCUACCAUGGAUCGCAUGUACGGGAUUUGGGGGGAAUAUACGGAAAUACGGACGUAAAUAGAGGCGUUCUGAAGGAGGGGAGAGUGAGAGGAACCUCCCGCCCUCCCGUGCACGUACUGGGUGUGUGAUUCCGUACUGCAUGUACUGAACAUAUCGUGCAUCGUGCAUCACGGUAUCUCGGGGCUACGGUACGCACACAUACACACCAGGACUCGGCAGGCCGGAAGACAUAUAGAAAAUAAUAGACUUGCCUGCACUUUGUAGCUGCCCUGACAGCGAUGCAGCAGCACGAUCUGCGUGACGUACUCGCGACUCGGCGUGCAAGACAUCACCAGAAUGCGUUGGAGGAACAAGCUUCGAAUGUUGAGGUAGCAACGGGUUUCCGGAAUAGGCAGGUAAUCGGCUACUGUUCUCGGUAGUCGUCUGACGCGU